AUGUGGACGGCAAUUCGUGCAGCACCUCGAUCUGAGCGCACAUCGUCGAUACAUUCUAUCGGAUCGCUCUACGGGGGCCGCCCGGAAUCCGUAGCAUCGAUGCAGUCGUUUUCACAGGUCAGAGGAUACGACUCAGACCAGUCGUCAGAAACGGCCUUCGGUGACGAGCAGUUGAACGUGCGACCUGUGAGCAAAGUUGUCAUACCAGCGAUAUGGCAGCCACAGCGACAGGAGCCUAGGCCCAACCGUCCCACAGAACAACCAACUCAAGAAGCUCAGAAGAACAAACCUACAGAAGAGCCUGUUACGAACACAGUGCCUCAGAUACUCAACACCACACCACAAAGUCUGUGGACAAACGCUGGGAGCGAGGCAGAGGACGACACCGAAUCUCUUGCGUCGACACUUGAAGGCGAGGAACAGGUUCCAGCCUUCCCUGAAAAGACACCGAUAUCAAUCCCAGUGAUGCUUUACGCCGACGAAAUGAACGAUGAGCCAGUGUCACCGGCACCAGCACCGCACAUUCCUGGUCCCCUGGAGUCUCAACUGGCUGCGCUGAUGUCGAAGCUUAUCUAUAUAGAGAGGUCGGACCCUGUCGUAUCUGUCGAACCAGCCGAGUAUCUUGAGACGACAGCACGUUUGAAGAAACUCGAAGGAGAGAAAGAACAGCUUUGGAGACGACACGUAGCAAUCUGGGCGCUGCGCGACGAAGAUCUGGAAAACAACAUCAAGCUACGCGGGCUAUUGGCCGCUAAGGAUCGCCAGUUGGAAGCAAUGACAGCUCUCCGGGACGAAGACCUUGUCAACGUCCAGCUCGUAAGGAAGAAUUUGGCAGACAAGACGCGGGAGGUUGAACGUCUGCAAGCACAGGCAGGAACCAAGAGCCCUACACGAGGCCGGCCAGGUAGCUUCAUUGAACGCCGAGCCACGAACGACCUCUUCGCUGCUGCCAAGUCGGCAGCACUCGAGCAGCGUGUGCUUGAGCUAGAGAAGAGGAACUCAGACCUAAUCACACAAGCCGAGACCUUGAGAGGAGGUGCUAGCAUCGACGACCUCAACCGCGUGACAGCGCACCAAGCUUGGAAGGAUCAUGUUGCCGACCUCGAAGCACAGACCAAGGCCAAGGACGUCGAGUUGAAGCAGCGACCUGCUGGCGAUGCGGCUGAGGUCAAGCCGAGCGCCAGUGAGUGGUCGAGAAUAGAGGCCAUCGUGCAGGAGCACGGUGCGUAUCGAGAGAAUGUAGGAGGAAAACUACAAGCGCUUCGAUCGGAGAAGGAAGCUCUGCAGAAGCUCUUGCAUGCGAAAGAAGACGAAUGUCACACGUUGGAGCUUAACGUCCAGAGCUUGCGGCGGCAGACAAUGGCGGUCUAG
This is a messenger RNA of Ascochyta rabiei, 1371 nucleotides long. RefSeq lists its product as uncharacterized. The coding region runs from base 1 to 1371 and encodes 456 amino acids. Lineage: Eukaryota; Fungi; Ascomycota; Dothideomycetes; Pleosporales; Didymellaceae. The record is from RefSeq and is a predicted model, not a curated record. The transcript has a single exon.